Caenorhabditis elegans is the source of this 1015-nucleotide messenger RNA. It is a transcript of the gene gst-42, whose product is annotated as putative maleylacetoacetate isomerase. The record is from RefSeq and is marked reviewed. Gene Ontology annotation, biological process: L-phenylalanine catabolic process; aromatic amino acid metabolic process. Gene Ontology annotation, cellular component: cytoplasm. Lineage: Eukaryota; Metazoa; Nematoda; Chromadorea; Rhabditida; Rhabditidae. Bases 141 to 785 code for a protein of 214 amino acids. Gene Ontology annotation, molecular function: maleylacetoacetate isomerase activity; catalytic activity. The transcript has 6 exons.
UUUCGUCGACAUACACCGUCCAAUCUUAUCAGUUAGUUCGACAUCAUUCCGUCUUUGACCCUUUUUGUUUAUUUUUCAACUAGUCAUUAUCAUCAGUUAUUCUUUCUGAGAAUUUACAAAAUUAUUUUCUGCUUGUAGACAUGUCCAACCAAAAGCCAGUUCUGUAUUCUUAUUGGAGAUCAUCGUGCUCAUGGAGAGUUCGCAUCGCGCUUGCUUUGAAAAACGUGGACUACGAAUACAAAACUGUCGACUUGCUGUCCGAAGAGGCUAAGAGCAAACUGAAAGAAAUCAACCCAGCUGCAAAAGUACCAACAUUUGUUGUGGAUGGUCAAGUAAUUACUGAAAGUCUUGCGAUUAUUGAGUAUUUGGAAGAAACGCAUCCAGACGUUCCACUUUUGCCAAAAGAUCCAAUCAAGAGAGCUCACGCUAGAGCUAUUUCUCUUUUGGUUGCUUCUGGAAUUCAACCUCUUCACAAUUUGAAGGUUCUUCAACUUUUGAAUAAAAAAGAAGCAGGAUUCGGAGGACAGUUUGCCAAACAGUUUGUUGUCGAAGGUCUCACUGCUCUUGAAAUUCUUCUAAAGCAACAUUCUGGGAAGUAUGCUGUCGGAGAUGACGUCACGAUUGCGGAUCUCUCCAUCCCGCCACUUAUCUACUCAGCUAACCGAUUCAACCUCGAUUUGUCGCCAUACCCAACAGUGAAUCGUAUCAAUGAGACUCUUGCUGAUAUCCCCGCCUUUAUUGCCGCUCAUCCUGAUAAUCAACCAGAUACCGGACUCAAUGCUUAGAUUCUUAUGAAUGAUUGCGUUAUUGGAUUGGACAUACAAGAGUUAACUAUUUGAGAAUUAAAAAAAAAUGUUUCUUUGUCUCUUAAAUUAGCACAAAAGUAAUAAUAAAUUUACAACAGAAAAUGUCCGCGAUAUCCUAAAGCAAGUUGCUUUUUUUAACUUUGUAAACUAACUUUUCUCGUUUUCAUACUGAGUGUUUUUUUUUCAAAUAAAUUAAUUUCUUAAAAAUA